GUGUUCAAAAUGGUUAACUUUACGAAGAGACAGUGGUCAACAUUGAUCGUUAUUGGAAUUGCUGAUUUUUGUAACGCCGUUUGUGUGUCGCUGCAAGCUCCAUUUUAUCCACAAGUAGCUGAAAGUAAGCAUUGCACAGCGACAGAGUAUGGAUUGGUGUUUGGAAUUUUUGAGUUUGUUGUGUUCUUGAUUAGUCCUAUAUAUGGAGCAAACCUGAAUAGAAUAGGACCUAAACUUAUGUUUAAUGUUGGAGGCUACACAAUUGGUGUAUGUGCCAUAUUGUUUGGAUUAUUGGACAAAAUUGAAGACAGGUAUCCUUUUAUUAUACUCAGUUUUAUAAUAAGGAUAUUAGCAGCAUUAGGAAAUGCAGCGUUUUUGACAGCUAGCUUUGCUAUUAUAGCUAAGGAAUUUCCAGAAAACGUAGCAACUACUUUUGCAUGUUUAGAAACAUUCUUCGGCCUCGGACUAAUCGUUGGACCCACCGUUGGUGGUGCCCUCUAUCAGACAGGAGGUUACACUCUACCGUUUGCCGUAAUGGGAACACUAUUAAUUCUCUCUGCGAUUUUGACGGCGUUUGUGUUGCCUAAACAUGAGGAUUCUCCUGUUGACAAAGUUUCUCAAAAGUCUAUGUUGUCUGCUUUAAAAAUAUAUGGCGUCCUUUUGGCAGCUGCUAGCGUGGUGGUAUCCAGCAUGUCGAUCGGCUUCCUUCAAGCUACCUUGGAACCGCAUUUGCGAGAAUUCAAUCUCUCCCCCAUUAUAGUCGGACUUAUGUUUGUCAUCAACGGGGGUGUGUACGCGAUGACUACUCCUAUUUUUGGAUAUUUCUGUGAUAAGCUACAAGUACCUCCGAAGAGGAUUAUUGCGCUUGGAUGUGUGGUUGUGAUUAUUGGUUUCGCUUUGAUUGGUCCUAUGCCUUUAAUGCCGUUUAAGAAAGACAUUUGGUUAGUCGUAGGUGGCCUCGUUCUUCACGGUCUUGGAAUGGGAGCCCAACUCGUAGCUUCAUUUUCAGAUGCUCUUACGACUAGUAUUGGUCACGGAUUUCCUAACAAUUUGGACACUUUUGGCUUAAUAUCAGGUCUCUGGACAAGUAGUUUCGCCCUUGGAGCCUUCAUCGGUCCAUCCAUCAGCGGUAUACUAUAUGAUGUCAUUAAAUUCCCUAAUGCAUCCCUAUUUAUAAUUGUGCUGAACAUUAUUCUGGGAAUCGUGAUUGUUAUAUUUAAUUGUUAUACUAAGCCACCUACUUCUUACGAAGAACUUAAAGAAGAUAAAGUGGUUCAAGAGGAAACGGAUAAAAAUAGUAUUAUAAAAUCGUACCAUCAAAAUAGUGUGACUGAAAGUAUGAAAAGUAUCAAGUCAGUGGGUAAUGGAAUUUCCAUAGAAAAGAGCAGACCUCCAGCGAUGAACAGCUUAAUUGCCUGCAAUAGUCUAAGUCAAGCUUGGACAAUGAGGGAUCCCUCUAACCUCAGUAUUGGACCAUACAGCUAUAGCUACGGUACUGUCAAUCACAGACCUUCCAAUGGAAAUAUUUCCAGCUCAUAUCUAAACGGUGUUGCUUAAAUAUAAGUAUUUUAUUGUAUAGGUAUAAGAUUAAAAAAUAAAUGACUUUAGACUUU
Molecule: messenger RNA, 1613 nt
Organism: Diabrotica balteata
Lineage: Eukaryota; Metazoa; Arthropoda; Insecta; Coleoptera; Chrysomelidae
Source: the annotation of a GenBank genome assembly